Messenger RNA from Tribolium castaneum (red flour beetle), 912 nucleotides. RefSeq lists its product as uncharacterized. NCBI's taxonomy places the organism in Eukaryota, Metazoa, Arthropoda, Insecta, Coleoptera, Tenebrionidae. The transcript is spliced from 2 exons. Bases 204 to 869 code for a protein of 221 amino acids. The record is from RefSeq and is a predicted model, not a curated record.
UGACCAAAAAUUAGCAAAACGAUAACAUCUGAAAUAAUUGGAAACAAUCAAACUGUAAUUAAGGAAAUACUCAAAAGCUAGUUUUGACGACCUGCAGUCACACCUUUCAACGUCCAUUAGUCGAAAUGAAAGCAAAUUGUCCACCACGUAUAAAAACCACAGAAUUUUAAAUUUAUCUUUAUUUAAAAUAGUACCGCUUAAACAUGAAUCUCUUCGUGGCAACACUUUUCCUAUUUGGAUUCAAUGCAUCUUUGGCUUUAUACCCAAGUGCCAAUUACAAAUCUGUGGUAGUUGAGAGACCGCAAGAAGUUUAUGGUCUUCCUCACUUCAAAGUUCCUUCGAUUAUUUACGGAGUACCAUCACGGACAUUCGAUCUCGACGUAUCAGACUUGCUGGUGCAAGUAAGCGACAAGGAGGAAGUCCUGCAAGUACCAUCAACCUCAUACGGAGUACCACUGCAAAAAGUUGCAGUACCGAGUAAACCAUCCGAAACCUAUGGAGCACCAACGUUGCGUGCAACAGAAGUCUUGUUUGGUGGCGACAUUUUGGCACAAAAACUGCCAUCGACUUCGUACGGAGUACCAGUAGAGAAUGUGAUUUUCAAAAAACCGGCGCAAGAUUAUGGAGUGCCAACUCUGCACUCAACCGACUUUGUUGUUGUCCCAGAAAAACCGGUGGUGACAAAGAUUGAAGUACCUUCGGUAGAAUACGGAGUACCGGAAGUUGUGAUUACGAAAAAUUUUGAAACUUAUGAGUUGCCAAAAGUACGCGUUCCUGUAGUCGAGUAUGGAGUACCGGAGAAACCGAGCGAGGAGUAUGGGGUUCCAAAAGUGAGAGUACCAGCCACUGUGUAUGGGGUACCUCUUUGAAUGUACUACAAAUUUUUAUUUGAAUAAAAAAUAUUUAAGCUAA